AUGGAUUCUAGAUUCACGCAUCCCCUCCUCUCAUCCUUCGCCGACUCCCUCGAUGAGUCUCUGGCUAGCGACGCGGACCUCGAGAGGGGUGAGCUGCAUCCCCACAAGCCUGCCUCCCAUCCCGUGCGGAGGGUCUCUGCCCUCAGGAUCUUAUGCAUCGGACUAGCGCUUAUGGUCUCAGCCAGCCUCUACUUUGCGGUUCAGUUCGCUACCAUCAACGUGCGCCCUUGCGGGAGCACAAGCGUCAACGCAAGCCUGCCGGAAGUGCGCCUGAAGCGCAUGGUGCUUCCCUGGUUCUUCAACUGGAAGACUGCACAAGGCGUCGCCUCGGAUGCCAAGUACCUGUACUUCUCCGGACGAAACAGCAUUCGCAAGAUCAGGAUCGACAGGUUCGCAACGACUGUGCGGAACAACCCCAGCGCCAUCCCUCAGGAGCUCGUCGCCAACGACUACGAUCACCUCGGCGACAUCAGCAUGUACAAUGGCAAGAUCAUCGCGCCCGUCGAAGACAAGGCAUGGGUGAGGCCGAUCAUAGUCGAGUACGACCCCAAGAACCUCUCGGCGGUUAGGUCGCAGAGGGUGCCUUCGCAACGCCACCUGCCAUGGGCAGCAGUGAAGGAGGACGUGCUCUACUCCUCGGAGUCUCCGGUCGCUCGGGAGAUCAAGCGGUACCGGUGGCCGACCCUAGAGCCUCUCCCUCCUAUCAAAACCAACACAAUUCGAGGAGCACAAGGAGGAGAGUUCGACACGGCGGGAAGCGGGAACCUCUUGCUGUCUGCAAGCUAUGCGGAUGAGCAAGGAUGCAACAUGUACGAGUACGACAGCAAGACCUGGAAGCUCGUGCAGGCAUACUCGCUGAGCACACCACUGAAGUUUUUCGAGCUGGAGGGGCUAACGAUUUUACCAUCUCAUCUGGCGCUGACAGCGAAUCUUUACGAUCUUUUCCAAGCCAUCAUUGUGUUGGAUCGAUCGGAGUCCUGA
This is a messenger RNA of Guillardia theta CCMP2712, 981 nucleotides long. RefSeq lists its product as hypothetical. NCBI's taxonomy places the organism in Eukaryota, Cryptophyceae, Pyrenomonadales, Geminigeraceae. Bases 1 to 981 code for a protein of 326 amino acids. The transcript has 2 exons. The record is from RefSeq and is a predicted model, not a curated record.